Messenger RNA from Hippocampus zosterae (dwarf seahorse), 1411 nucleotides. Its product is annotated as dynein light chain roadblock-type 2-like. The record is from RefSeq and is a predicted model, not a curated record. The coding region runs from base 73 to 363 and encodes 96 amino acids. The transcript has 4 exons. Gene Ontology annotation, molecular function: dynein intermediate chain binding. Gene Ontology annotation, biological process: microtubule-based movement. Lineage: Eukaryota; Metazoa; Chordata; Actinopteri; Syngnathiformes; Syngnathidae. Gene Ontology annotation, cellular component: centrosome; cytoplasm; cytoplasmic dynein complex.
AGACGUCACUUCCGUGUACGUCACUUCUGUUUCCCUUGACAACUUGAGGACGCGGGGACUGCCACGAAUAAAAUGGCAGAAGUUGAAGAAACACUCCAGAGAGUGGAAGCUAAUAGGACCGUGAUUGGAACGAUCGUCGCCAAUAAAGAAGGUAUCCCAGUCCGAUCAACGUUUGAGAACUCCAAGGCUGCAAAGUAUGCAGGACUCCUUCGUCAUCUGACCAUAAUGGCCACCAGCACAGUUAGGGACAUUGACCCUCAGAACAAUCUCACUGUCCUCCGGAUUGGCACUAAGAAUCAAGAAAUCAUGAUCGCACCUGAGAACGACUGUCUGGUCAUCGUCCUCCAGAGGUGUGAUGGCUGAGGUGCCCUAUAUGUGUUAUCAUUCAAGGGAAGUCCUGAAUUGUUCCUGAUAAGGGUUCCAAGGAGAUGGAUCCUGUUUCGGAUGACUUUCGAUUGAAAGGCAGGCUACAACCGGGACGAGGGGAUGAAAAUUAAUGACAAAUUAAACAAUAACUAGUAAUGCACAGGGGUGAACUGGGACAAAAAACCCAAACAAAAUAAAAAUCAUCCAUGACAUUUUUUACAUCAAUCUCAUCAGUGGAGAACAACUGACUCGUAAAUUAUGUAUAUGUUGCCGGAGGGAAUAUAUUUUACUACUAUUCAAAACCUAACUGUAAUUCUUGUGAUGAAGUGUAUGUUAUGCAGUAUGUACUCUAUAUGGAGACUAUUUUUAUCUUAACAUCCAGCUUUGACUAGACACGAUGAGGGAGUGGUUAUUGCAAUUUAUAAAUAACUAAAUUGAUAGCAUAAUUGAAAAAACAAAUAAAAAAUUACAACACUGAACUUCGAGAAAAACAUUGUCAUGAUCAAAACUAUUUCAAUUCUUUAAUACAUUACUAGCCAUCUAAGGGGCGUUGCCAACAAUAAUACACUGUUGUUAAAAAAAUGUGGGGAUACUGAAAAUUAUUUUAAUAUAGAAAGAAAAGCACCGUUGGUACAACCAUUCAAAAAUUUGGGUUAGAAAUGUCCAUUUUUGAGCUAUUUUUCAGUGAAUAUAACAUUAAUAAACAGAAAUGUAAUGCAUUCUUGACGUAUAAAAUCUGUGACGGAAUGGCUGUGAUGGCGCCUCUUUCCUUUAGGGGGCGAAAUGUUGCAUGUGGUCGUUGUCAGUGUCAUGUUUUAGACAAGAAAAAGACAACCCCCCACCCAUCCCCCCCAAAAACAAUUGUUCUUGGUUCAUACUGCCAAGUUACGUUUCUUGUCUCACUUAUCCAAAAUAAGACGUGUAUGUAGACAUCAUGGAGGGCAAAAAAGCGACUUUGAGUGUCCCUGCAUACGGACAUGUCAUCGCGAGCGAGAAGUGGAGAAACUCGUCGCUUAUUCAAAGCUUGAAAGGUAAAAAAAUAAAA